This is a messenger RNA of Funneliformis geosporum, 447 nucleotides long. The record is from the annotation of a GenBank genome assembly. NCBI's taxonomy places the organism in Eukaryota, Fungi, Glomeromycota, Glomeromycetes, Glomerales, Glomeraceae.
AUGUCGCAUAAGAAUCCCACAAAUCAAAUUUACUUUCGCGUCAAACGCCAUAAAACCACGAUAUUUUUACAAGCAAAGAUAACUGAUAAGAUAUUGACUUUAAAGAAAAAUAUUAUAAAAAUAUUAGGAGAUUCUGAAAAAAGAGAUCCAAAAAAAUUACAACUACUGAUAUCAACUGAUGAUUCUGAGUCACCAGUUUCUUAUUCUAUUUUGGAUAAAGACGAAGAUACAGUUAAUCAGUUAGGACUAAAGGAUGAUCAGAUUUUAUUUUUAUGCUUCUGGGAUGAUAACUUGGAUCAAUGGGAGAACGUUGCUGUGGAAUAUCCGGAUCCUUAUGAUGAAGUUGUAGAGGAAGAUGAACCGAUGGAAGAAGAUGAUGAUAUAAAUGAAAAGAAUGAUUUAGAAACUAUAUCAUUAGAAGAUGGAAAAGGAAAAGCCAGGGCUUAA